AUGAGACCAGUUGCUCCCUCUCUCGACGUCAUGGCCGCUACGGCGAAUGCCAACGCUGAAUCCAACGACCAAGCCUCCCGCUCGUCGUCCACCAUAUCAUCACCACUCGGGCCCGAUAAUGAGGAGUCCGACUUCUUCAUGAACAACGAUGACUCGGAAACUUCUCUAACGGUGCCUAAUUUCCAGGCGAUGAAUGUCCGCGACAGCUCCCCCGAAGAGGACGCCAUCCAAGCCCCGAUCCACCGCUUACCAAACGAGAUACUCAUCAGCAUCUUUGCGAAGCUUGAGAAGCCGGGAGAGAUUCUUCAAUGCAUGCUGACUUGCAAGAGGUGGGCCCGAAAUGCUGUCGAUCUUCUCUGGCACCGCCCGCUGUGCUCCUCGUGGGAUAACUUUGAGAUAAUCUGCCGCGCCAUGCGGAACGAGAAAUAUCAGAACCCCUACUUCGCGUACCAUACCUUUAUCAAGCGCCUGAAUCUUGCAGCCCUGGCCGACAGCUUAAAUGACGGAAGUGUUAUGCCGCUGGGCAUCUGCAACCGAGUCGAGCGCCUGACACUUACCAACUGCGAGGGGCUCCACGACACGGGCGUCAUGGCCCUCGUCGAGAACAACACCUCGUUACACGCUCUCGAUAUCUCGGGUCUAGCGCAGAUCACCGAGCAGACCAUUCUAGCCGUCGCUGCUCACUGCAAGCGUCUUCAAGGCUUGAACAUUUCCGGUUGCCAUAAAGUGUCUAAUGAGAGCAUGAUUGAGCUCGCGAAGAACUGCCGUUACAUUAAGCGGCUUAAACUCAACGGAUGCCACCAGCUACGCGAUGACGCCAUCCAGGCCUUUGCCGACCACUGUCCAAACAUCCUCGAGAUUGACCUCCACGAGUGCCUUAACAUCACCAACGAACCCAUCACCGCCCUCUUCCUCCAAGGGCGAGCACUCCGAGAACUCCGACUCGCCAAUUGCGAGCUCAUCAAUGACGGCGCGUUCCUCUCCCUGCCCUCGGACAGGAAGUACGAGAACCUACGCAUCCUUGACCUCACGGCAUGCGCGCGCAUCACCGACGCCGCGGUCCAGAAGAUUAUGGAAGUCGCACCACGACUGCGCAACGUAGUGCUCGCCAAGUGCCGCAAUAUCACUGAUGCAUCCGUGUACGCCAUUUCCAGGCUCGGCAAGAAUCUCCAUUACAUCCACCUAGGGCAUUGCGGGCAGAUCACCGAUGAGGCUGUGAAACGCCUAGUCCACAGCUGCAAUAGGAUUCGGUAUAUCGAUCUAGGAUGCUGCACGAACCUCACGGACGAGUCUAUUAUGCGCCUCGCUACCCUACCCAAGCUGAAGAGAAUCGGGCUGGUGAAGUGCAACCAAAUCACGGACGAGUCCGUCAUUGCGCUGGCGCGGCGCCACACUCGCGCUCGACGCGAUGCGCACGGAAACUUUAUCGGGAACGACUAUUACGUGUCCAGUCUAGAGCGCGUUCACCUUAGUUACUGCCUGAAUCUUACUCUAAAGAGCAUCAUCCAACUACUAAACGCAUGUCCUCGCUUGACACACCUGAGCCUAACGGGUGUUCAAGCCUUCCUCAGGGACGAGUUCCAGCGGUUCGGACGCGAAGCACCGCGGGAGUUUACUGAACACCAGCGGCAAGUGUUUUGCGUGUUUUCCGGAAACUGCGUGAACCAACUCCGGGAGUAUCUCAACUCCGCGAGCGAAUACCAGAACCUCCGAGGUGAAGGUUCGAGGUUCCGUAUUACCCAACCGGCGGCGGGGUCGGUGCAAUGGAUACCGCUGAUCGGGCCGGAUGUGGGCGAAGAGCAGGAUGCCGAGGGACCUAACAUGCUGGACGGCAGCGAGGUGGAAGCUAACGGAGUGGGAGUGCCGCCUCCUCCCCCGCCUCCACCACCUGUGCCAGCAACAUUACCUGGACCUCCCGGACAGGCGGUAUCUAUUUUAGCUACACAAGCACCGAGCCCCGAAGGCACGCCCGAGUCUGGACUAUAG
Molecule: messenger RNA, 1986 nt
Organism: Scedosporium apiospermum
Lineage: Eukaryota; Fungi; Ascomycota; Sordariomycetes; Microascales; Microascaceae
Exons: 3
Coding region: 1-1986 (661 amino acids)
Molecular function (GO): protein binding
Source: RefSeq, a predicted model, not a curated record